CGCUGGAUGGGGGGCCGAGGCCAGCCAGUGGCACCUGGAAGAAAGAGACGCGGCGGCGGCGACGACGCACACUCCCGCAGGACAAGUGUCCGGAGCUGCCUGCGAGCCCAGAGAGGAGGCGCCGAGGCCCGGCCCCCGCAGUCCCUGGUGUAGAGGAGGCGCCGCCGGCGCGCCAGUGACUCCCUGGGCACCCGCCCCUCAGGUUUCAUUCACACUCAGGACCCAGCGUGCUGCGCCAUGUUUAAGAAACUGAAGCAAAAGAUCAGCGAGGAGCAGCAGCAGCAGCUGGCGCUGGCUUUUUCUCAGGCAUCCUCCAAUUCUUCAACACCAACAAGAAGUCGAAGCAGGGCAUCUUCAAUUACAGAGCAGCUUGAUGAUGGCACACCUGAUACAGAGCUGCUAGCCGGGAUGAUAGCAGAGCCUGCUUUUCUCUCUGAAUAUACUAUUUUUGCUUUGGAUCCCUCCAAACAGCUUAAAACACAGAGUGACAGUGUGAAUGCAUCUGUCGAAGCCCUGAAAUCUCCCGACAGUGUUAAUGGAAGUGAACCAGCUACUACUCCUCAGUCCAGUGACUCACAGUCUUUUGCACAGAAGCUUCAGCUCCGGGUACCUUCUAUGGAGUCUUUGUUUCGAAGUCCCAUAAAGGAAUCCCUGUUCCGAUCUUCCUCUAAAGAAUCCUUGGUACGCACAUCUUCCAGAGAGUCCCUGAAUCGGCUUGACCUGGAGUGUUCCACCCCUUUUGAUCCACCUUCUGACAUGGAGAGUGAAGCUGAAGACUCACUCGGGAAUUCAGACAGUCUCAGCAAAGAACAGUUAAUUCAUCGUUUGAGAAGAAUGGAACGAAGUUUAAGUAACUACAGAGGAAAAUAUUCUGAGCUUGUUACAGCUUAUCAAACUCUUCAUAGAGAGAAGAAAAAGCUACAAGGUAUAUUAAGUCAGAGUCAGGAUAAAGCACUUCGGAGAAUUGGAGAAUUAAGAGAGGAGCUUCAAAUGGACCAACAAGCAAAGAAACAUCUCCAAGAGGAGUUUGAUGCAUCGUUAGAGGAGAAAGAUCAGUAUAUCAGUGUUCUUCAGACUCAGGUUUCUCUGCUAAAACAUCGAUUGCAAAAUGGCCCAUUGAAUGCUGAGUUACCUAAACCACUGCCCCAGAUGGAGUCGCAGCCCGAUGGACUCACCAAAGAAGAGAAUGCUGAGCAUAAUGUGGAGCCAGUAGUAGGGGGAGAUGGAGCUUCUUCUAAAACACUGGAAACACUUCAGCAAAGAGUUAAGCGUCAAGAGAAUCUCCUUCAGCGUUGUAAGGAAACAAUCCAGUCACAUAAGGAAAAGUGUACACUGUUAACCAAUGAAAAAGAAGCACUGCAAGAACAACUAGAGGAAAGGCUUCAGGAACUAGAAAAGAUGAAGGAGCUUCAUAUGGCUGAGAAGACUAAACUUAUCACUCAGUUGCGUGAUGCAAAGAACUUAAUUGAACAGCUUGAACAAGAUAAGGGAACGGUGAUAGCAGAGACAAAACGGCAGAUGCAUGAAACCCUGGAGAUGAAAGAAGAAGAAAUUGCUCAACUUCGAACUCGUAUCAAACAGAUGACUACCCAGGGAGAGGAAUUAAGGGAACAGAAAGAAAAGUCUGAGAGAGCUGCUUUUGAGGAACUUGAAAAAGCUUUGAGUGCAGCCCAAAAAACAGAAGAAGCACGGAAAAAAAUGAAAGCAGAAAUGGACGAACAAAUUAAAGCUAUUGAGAAGACAAGCGAGGAGGAGCGCGUCAGUCUGCAACAGGAAUUAAGUCGGGUGAAGCAGGAGGUUGUGGACAUAAUGAGAAAAUCCUCAGAGGAACAAAUCACUGAGUUACAGAAGCUUCAUGAAAAGGAGCUGGCCAGCAAAGAGCAGGAGCUGACCAAGAGGUUUCAGGCUCAAGAAAGAGAAUUUCAGGAGCUAAUGAAGGUGGCUCUAGAAAAGAGUCAGUCAGACUAUUUGAAGAUCACCCAAGAAAAAGAACAGCAAGAAUCUUUGGCCCUGGAAGAGCUAGAGUUGCAGAAAAAAGCAAUUCUUGCAGAAAGUGAAAAUAAACUUAGGGAGCUUCAGCAAGAGGCAGAGACUUACAGAACUAGAAUUCUUGAAUUGGAAAGUUCCUUGAACAAAAGUUUACAAGAAAGCAAAAAUCAAUCAGAAGAUUUAGCUAUUCAUUUGGAAGCUGAACAAAAUAAGCACAAUAAAGAAAUCACAAUUAUGGUUGAAAAACACAAGACAGAAUUGGAAAGUCUAAAGCAGCAGCAAGGUAACCUUUGGACUGGAAAACUCGAAGUCUUCAAGCAACAGCAUCAGGCAGAAAUAGAAAACCUGAGAGAAAAGUAUGAACAAGAGAAAGAAAUACUGCUGAAAGACAAAGAGAUUCUUUUCCAGGCCCACAUAAAGGAGAUGAAUGAAAAAACUUUAGAAAAACUUGAUGUGAAGCAAACAGAACUGGAAUCCUUAUCUUCUGAACUGUCUGAAGUAUUAAACACCCGUCAGAAACUAGAAGAAGAACUUUCUGCAGUAAAGGACCAGGCAGAUAAAGUGAAGCAGCAGUUAGAGGCCAAACUGGAUGAACAGAGAAACCUUCACCAGCAACAAGUUGGCAAUAUCCUUAAAGAACAAGAGCUGUCAUUUCAGAAAACAGAGAAAGCAUUGAAAGAGGAAAUUAAUCAACUUGGGCUUCUCUUAAAGGAAAAGGACCAGCAUUUGAAAGAGCAUCAAGCUCAUGUGGUGAACUUAGAGGCAGAUAUUAAGAGGUCUGAAGGGGAACUCCAGCAGACUUCUGCUAAGCUGGAUCUUUUUCAGUCAUACCAGAGUAUCUCAGAUGACCAGGCAAAAGCAUGUGAGGAACAGUUGGCCCAAUUGCAGAAAAGGUUGUUAGAUUUAGAAGCAGAAAGACUUCUUCUCACCAAACAGGUAGCUGAAAUUGAAACACAAAAGAAUGAUGUUAGUACUGAGUUAGAAACUCAAAAAACGCAGGUUCAGGAAUUAAUGCAGCAACUUGAAAAACAGAGUAGUGAAAUGGAGCAAAAACUAAAAUCCCUAACCCAACUCUACGAGUCCAAACUGAAAGAUAUUAACACAGAGCAGGAACAGACAAAGCAAAUAGUGAUGGAGAAGGAAACUUUAAUUUUACAAAUGAGAGAAGGACAGAGCAAAGAGAUUGAAAUACUCAAACAGAAAUUGUUAGCCAAGGAGGACAGUAUUCGUACUUUGCACGAGGGAUAUGAAACCAAAUUUAAAAACCAAGAAAAAAAGAUGGAAAAAAUUAAGCAGAAAGCCAAGGAGGUGCAAGAAACAUUAAAGAAGAAAUUGGUGGAUCAGGAAGCCAAACUUAAAAAAGAGCUUGAAAACACUGUUCUAGAACUUAGUGAGAAAGAAAAACAGUUCAAUGCCAAAAUGUUAGAAAUGGCACAGGCUAACUCAGCUGGAAUCAAUGAUGUGGUGUCAAGACUGGAAACAAACCAGGAGGAGCAAAUAGCAAGUCUUACUGAGGUGCACCAGCGAGUGCUCAGUGAUGUCAUCGUAACCUGGGAAAAGAGACUUAACCAGCAAGCUGAAGAACUGCAGGAAAAACAUGAAGCUCAGUUACAGGAAAAAGAACAAGAGGUGGCAGAUCUGAAACAAAAGAUCCUCAUAUUUGGAUGUGAAAAAGAAGAGAUGAACAAGGAAGUAGUGUGGCUGAAGGAAGAAGGUGUGAAGCGGGUUACGGUAUUAGAUGAAUUACAGGAACAGUUAAAGCAGAAGUCUGCUCAUUUGAAUUCUCUCUUGCAAAAUGAAAAUAAACUGAAAGCACAACUUGAAAAACUAGAGGUUGACCUAAGUCAUUCUCUGAAGGAGAAUAGUCUUCUUCAGGAGCAGCUAAUUGAACUAAAGACACUGGCAGAACAAGAUAAGCUUAAGGUUUCUGAGUUGACUGACAAACUAAAAGCCACAGAUGAAGAAUUCCAGAAUUUGAAAUAUUCACAUGAACAAAGUAAGAAAAAUCUAGAGGACAAAAGCUUGGAAUUCAAGAAGUUGUCAGAGGAAUUAGAUAUUCAUUGUAAGAAAACGGAAGCCGUACUACAACUGAAAACAAAUGAGCUAGUCGACAUUAGCAAUAGGAAAAUUAAUGCCAUUCUUUCUAGAAUUUCACAUUGUCAACGCCACACAAGUAAAGUUAAGGAGACACUACUAAUUCAAACUUGCAAAGUUUCUGAAUUAGAAGCACAACUUAAACAACUUACAGAAGAGCAAAAUACACUACAGAGUUCUUUUCAACAGGCUACCUAUCACCUAGAGGAAAAGGAAAGGCAAAUUAAGAGCCUGAAGGCUGACAUUGAUGGUCUUGUCUCAGAAAAAGAGGCCUUACAGAAGGAAGGAGGCAAUCAGCAACAGGCCGCCUCUGAAAAGGAGUCUUGUAUCACACAGCUAAAGAAAGAGCUCUCUGAAAACAUCAAUGCCGUCACAUUGAUGAAAGAAGAACUUACAGAAAAAAAAUCUGAGAUCAGCAGUCUUAAUAAGCAACUAACUGAUUUGAAUGAUCAACUUCAGAAGAGCAUUAGCCUAACGGAAAAAGAAGCAGCCAUUUCAUCACUAAGUAAGGAGUACGAUGAAGAACGGCGGGGAUUGCUGGAGCAGGUGCAGGAUCUGUCUUUGAAAGUUGACACUCUGGGUAAAGAGAAAACCUCUGCUCUUGAGCAGGUAGAUCAGUUGUCCAACAAAUUUUCAGAGUGGAAGAAAAAAGCACAGUCAAAAUUUACACAGAAUCAAAAUACUAUUAAAGAGCUGCAGAUGCAGCUUGAGUUAAAAACGAAGGAAGCCAGUGAGAAGGAGGAGCAGCUAAAUGUAUUAAAGGAAGACCUUGGCCAGCAAAAUAAAAGAUUUGAAUGUUUAAAGGGUGAAAUGGAAGAUAAGAAGAGUAAGAUGGAGAAAAAGAAAUGUAAUUUAGAGACUGAGUUAAAAACUCAAACAGCAAGAAUUGUGGAGUUAGAAGAAAAUAUUACUCAGAAAACAAUGGAAAUUGUGUCCUUACGUGAAGUCCUUAAAAGUUGCAAUCAACAAAAGGAUAUUGAACAGAAGGAACUGGUUCAAAAACUUCAGCACAUCCAAGAGUUAGGAGAAGAAAAGGACAAUAGGGUUAUAGAAGCUGAAGAAAAAGUAUUAAGACUUGAAAAGCAACUAUCUUCUAUGAAGUCUGAACUUGAAACUCAGAAUAAAGAAUUGGAACGUGUGAAUUCAAGUGUGAAAAGCAAAGAGGAGGAGUUAAAGGCACUGGAAGGUAGGCUUGAGUCGGAAAGUGUUGUAAAAUUAGCAGAACUGAAGAAAAAGGCUGAACAAAAAAUUGCCGCCAUCAAGAAACAGUUGUUAUCUCAAAUGGAAGACAAGGAGCAGCAAUAUAAAAAAGAUAGAGAAAGCCAUUUAAGUGAGCUAAAUACAAAAUUACAAGAGAGAGAGAAGGAGAUUCUCAUCUUGGAAGAAAAACUUAAAUCAGUAGAACGUUUACCACAACCAGAAACAUCAGUUGUUCCCAAGUCAGCAAAAAACGUGGCAGCGAGUAACAGACAAGAAGCAGCAGAUUCCCAAGGUGGUUUGCCUAAAGUACACGAAGAAACAAUACGGGACUUACAGAGGAGUUUAACUGAGAAAGAAAUGUCAUUACAGAGGCUGGAGCAGGAAAAAGAGGAGAGACUCUCUUCUCAUUCUGAAGUUCUUUGUAAAUACCAGGAACUCUUAAUAAAGUUAGAACAUGCUGAAACAAAGCAACAUGAGGAUCAAGUCAUGAUAAAUCAUCUGAAGGAAGAACUGGAAGAAAAAACCAAGAACUACGCCUUAGUAGUAUCCCAGCAUAUGGAAGGAGGAGGGAAAAAUCACACAGGAUCAGAGUUGUCCUUAGCAAAUGUGGAUGAUGAUGUCCAGAAAGCUCUCCAGGAGAAGGAACGAACCUGUCAGAGCUUGGAGCAGAAGAUAAAAGAGCUGGAUUCGUGCUUAGUAAGAGAGAAGGAAAUACAUAGAGUUGAAAUGGAAGAGUUGACCUCGAAAUAUGAAGAAUUGCAGGCUUUUCAACAACAAAUGGCCAGAAAAAAUAAAUCCACAGAAUUUCUAGAAGAAAGUGCUGAAAACACAUCAAAAUCACAUGUGGUCCGAACUAAAUUACUUGGUAACAUGGAGACCCAGCACAAUGACCUGGAAUUUAAGUUAGCUGGGGCUGAGCAGGAGAAGCAGAGGCUGGGCAAGGAGAUUGCUAAAUUGCAGAAAGAUUUUCGAAUAUUGCGGAAGGAGCAUCAGCAAGAAUUGGAUAUAGUAAAGAAAGAAUGUGAGAAAGAAAUGGAGGAGAAAAUCAAACUGGAGCAAGAAGAUCUUGAGUUGAAGCACAAUUCCACAUUGAAACAGCUGGUGAGGGAGUUUAAUACACAGCUCGCACAAAAGGAACAGGAGCUGGAAAUGACCAUCAAAGAAACCAUCAGUAAGGCUCAAGAGGUGGAAGCUGAACUUUUGGAAAGUCAUCAAGAAGAGACAAAUCAGUUACAUAGAAAGAUUGCAGAGAAAGAAGAUGAUCUAAAAAGAACAGCCAAAAGAUAUGAAGAAAUCCUUGACGCUCGGGAAGAAGAAAUGACUGCCAAAGUAAUGGCCCUACAGGCUCAAGUUGAGGAGCUGCAAAGGCAACAGCAGGAGGAGAGCCCUGGCCACGAUAAAGUGACAAUUGAGGAACUACAGACACAACUAGCACGGAAGACUACUCUUAUCAGUGACUCUAAGUUGAAAGAGCAAGAGUUCAGAGAACAGAUUCAUAAUUUACAAGACUGUUUAAAGAAAUAUGAAAAGAAUGUAUAUGCAACAAAUGUGGGAACACCUUAUAAAGGUGGCAAUUUGUACCAUGCCGACGUCUCAGUUUUUGGAGAACCAACCGAGUUUGAGUAUUUGCGAAAAGUGCUUUUUGAAUAUAUGAUGGGUCGUGAGACUAAGACCAUGGCAAAAGUCAUAACCACUGUUCUGAAGUUCCCUGACGACCAGACUCAGAAAAUUUUAGAAAGAGAAGAUGCUCGGCUAAUGUUAACUUCACCUCGCAGUGGUAUCUUCUGAGUAAACCAUCAGUCUGUGCUUAGUUAGCAUGUGGUCAUGGCUCCGAUCCUCACCUUAAAGAGACAGCGAGUGCUGUUGGUGGACAAAGGCCUGCUGCUUGGAGCACUGUCCACAGCUGUCAUUCGUUGAGAAGGAAGCUGUUGCUCAGGGCUUCGCGUAGCCAAAAGCCUCAGAUAAGGCUGACGUUGGCCCACAGAUCGAUUGCAGACUUCCUUUAGAAUAGAUUUUUAUCAGUAGAGAAACGGUGACAGGAUUUUUCUUUUUACUUUAGUUUUCUGUUGGGAAGAGUUUUAUGUUGUUUAAAAGAUAUUUUUAAUAACUUGAUUUAUGAGCUCACCUAAUAUUCCUUCUAUUCUUUUUGUCCUUUUUAGAGAACUGCUUGCUUUCCUAUUUAUUUUUAAGAUGAUUUUUAAAAAAGACUUGUGCAAUACAUUUCGAGGUAAAACUUAGUGGCUUUUUUCCUGACAAAUUAGAGCAUUUAAUUGACUAUUUUAUCCAGAUGGAUUUGUUGAAUAUUGGCAGAAGACUUGCUGUGUAAGCUAUGAUGUGAUAAAUUAAAUGGCAGUACCUCAUUGUUUACUUAGCUUUUGUACUUAUACUUUUCAAAAGGAAAAUUCUACUGUAAAUUGUAAAUAGUCACUACAUAAUUGUUUGAUGCAGAUCCGUGACACUGACAGUCACCUGCGAGGACAGAGAAAUAAAGUCUAUUUACUGUA
This is a messenger RNA of Echinops telfairi (small Madagascar hedgehog), 7787 nucleotides long. RefSeq names its product golgin A4 (gene GOLGA4). Gene Ontology annotation, cellular component: Golgi apparatus. The record is from RefSeq and is a predicted model, not a curated record. Bases 238 to 7071 code for a protein of 2277 amino acids. Gene Ontology annotation, molecular function: small GTPase binding. Gene Ontology annotation, biological process: Golgi vesicle transport. The transcript is spliced from 26 exons. Lineage: Eukaryota; Metazoa; Chordata; Mammalia; Afrosoricida; Tenrecidae.